Messenger RNA from Cucurbita pepo subsp. pepo (vegetable marrow), 2091 nucleotides. RefSeq names its product hexokinase-3. The record is from RefSeq and is a predicted model, not a curated record. Gene Ontology annotation, cellular component: cytosol; mitochondrion. Gene Ontology annotation, biological process: glycolytic process; intracellular glucose homeostasis. Gene Ontology annotation, molecular function: D-glucose binding; ATP binding; hexokinase activity. NCBI's taxonomy places the organism in Eukaryota, Viridiplantae, Streptophyta, Magnoliopsida, Cucurbitales, Cucurbitaceae.
AAUUUGCGAAGUCUCCCUCGCAAACCCAUCCUCUCGCGUCUGGUUCGGUUGUCGGAGUGUUGUUGAACCUCCUUCUCCGUUUUUCUUGGUGGCGACCGGUUUGUGAGGUUGGAUUCGAAGAUGCUGGAGAGGCCUUUGGUGGCGCCGGUGUAUGGGAAGUGGUGAGAUGUGGUUUUAACGACGUUAUUGCGGCGAGGAUUUUACGGGAGGGGGAGUGAAUCGAAUGCGGAGUGCAUGUUCCGACGGUGUUGCUUUGUUGGAAUGAGUUGUAGGAGAGGAGAUUGCGGUGGAGUUUUUGGACGGAGUGAGUGAUCGUGGAGGGACAUGGGGAGAGUAGUAGUGGGAGUGGCUGUGAGUGUUGCAGUGGUGGCGUGUAUAGUGGCCGCCGGGGUGGUUGGUCGGAGAGUGCAGAACAGAGGGAAAUGGAGGAGAGUGGUUAGGGUUUUAAAAGAGCUGGAGGAGGAUUGUGAGACUUCUGUCGGGAGGCUGAAGCAGGUGGUCGACGCCAUGGCUGUGGAGAUGCACGCUGGUUUGGCCUCGGAAGGAGGUUCCAAACUCAAAAUGCUCCUCACCUUCGUUGAUAAUCUUCCUGACGGGAAGGAGAUUGGGACCCACUAUGCCCUUCAUCUAGGGGGUACAAAUUUCAGGGUCUUGAGUGUUCAAUUGGAAGGUAAUAGAUCGUCAAUUCUUGAGCAUGAUGUGGAGCGGCUUCCAAUUCCCCAGCAUUUAAUGACCAGCACAGGCAAUGAUCUCUUUGAUUUUAUUGCUUCAUCGUUGAAGGAAUUUAUUGAUAAAGGAAAUGAUUCUGAGGUUCUUCUAGGUGGGAGAAGGGACCUUGGUUUUACGUUCUCUUUUCCCACAAAACAAACUUCCAUUUCAUCUGGCGUGUUAAUUAAGUGGACGAAAGGAUUUUCCAUUGAAGACAUGGUUGGGAGAGAUGUUACGGAGUGCUUGCAACAAGCAUUGAACAGAAAGGGUCUCAACAUAAGAGUCACAGCACUUAUAAAUGACACUGUGGGGACAUUAGCUCUUGGACAUUAUCAGGAUGCUGACACUGUUGCUGCAGUGAUAAUUGGAACUGGCACCAAUGCCUGUUAUUUGGAGCGUACAGAUGCUAUUAUCAAGUGUCAAGGACUUCAUACAACCUCUGGGUUCAUGGUUAUUAACAUGGAGUGGGGAAAUUUUUGGUCCUCUCAUUUACCUAGAACUUCCUAUGAUAUUGAUUUGGAUUUUGACAGCCCCAAUCCAAAUGAUCAGGGUUUUGAAAAGAUGAUAUCGGGAAUGUACCUGGGUGACAUUGUGAGAAGAGUGAUUCUUCAAAUGUCGAGAGAAUCCGAUAUUUUUGGGUCAGGUUCAUCCAGGUUAUCCAUGGCAUUUGUGUUGACAACACCUCUAAUGGCUGAGAUGCACGAAGACGAGUCUCCUGACUUGAGAGAAGUAGCAAGGAUCUUGAGGGACACCUUGGGGAUUCUUGAAGUCCCUUUAAAAGCUCGAAAACUUGUAGUAAGAAUAUGCAACACAGUGACGCGCCGAGCUGCCCGGUUGGUAGCUGCUGGCAUUCUGGGUAUCCUAAAGAAGAUGGGGCGGGAUGGAACAGGAGGAAUUGCAGGAGUAAGAAGUAGAAGUGCUGUGAAUAUGAAAAGAACGGUGGUGGCAGUCGAUGGGGGAUUAUAUACUAAUUACACGAUGUUCAGAGAGUACUUGCUUGAAGCUUUGACUGAGAUUCUGGGAGAAGAUAAUGCCAAACAUGUAAUUCUCAGGGUAACUGAAGAUGGAUCCGGCAUUGGAGCAGCUCUUCUUGCUGCAUCACAUUCAUCCAAUUGAUUUGCCAUAUAUAUGAAUAUAUAUAGCUGAUAUAUAUAUAUUAUAUAUACAUAUAGAGAUCCUGUAAAGUUAGAGAAAUUCAUUUCUUCAGAAUGUGAUGUCUCUCUGUAUUAAAAAAAAAAAAAAAGAGGAAAAGAAAUGGCUUUGUAUUAUUUGAUACUGGAAUUGUCAAUAUCUUGUUCUUUGCAUUUAUUUGUAAGCUAAUUGUCAACUCCCAAGGCUGGCUUUUGUAAUUGAAUGCGUUGGUAUACUGGAUUUCACCAUUUA